This is a messenger RNA of Lecanosticta acicola, 5837 nucleotides long. Lineage: Eukaryota; Fungi; Ascomycota; Dothideomycetes; Mycosphaerellales; Mycosphaerellaceae. The record is from the annotation of a GenBank genome assembly.
AUGCCUCCAAGCCAACGUAUCACCCGCGCCACCGCCGCUAGGCUGCACGCCGACGACGACGAAGACGACAUCAGCACCGAUACAACAAACGCCAAUACCCAACUCCAAUCUCCCCACAACACCGCCGCACACCCUACGCCCGCACGCACAGCCUCCGCCUCUCGCAAGCGUAAGGCUCCCGCGGAGAACUCGCCGCAGGCUACUCGUGAGCCGCGCAAGACCAAGCGUUCACGAGGCAGUCUUGCCAAUCCGGAUCCCGAGCCUAUCACUCCGCAGGAGCCUCUUGAGGUGCCUAAGAGAGGGACGAGGAGGGCGGCCGCCGCCGGGAUGUCCAGUGCUGGGUCUGAUCCGCCACCUCCAACCCCUUCCACGCAUGUCACUGACAUGGACAGGCCGUCUACCGACAACUCAGCGGAGACUUCACCACAGCAGCUCCCGCGUGACUCUUCUCGCCGCAAGUCAAGCCGUCGCAAGACUAAAGAAGGUCGGGCUACUUCAUCCAGUACAUCUCGAAGAGACACUAAUCAGAUCUCAGAUCCACACCCAUCCAGCUCCGCUGCCCCGUCCUCGAGGAAAUCACGGAGAGGCUCGAAGAAGGAUCAGGAUGUGGCCAUGAAAGAUGUGGAUGAGAAGGCGGACGACACACGUCCAGAGACACAGGAGGAGGAUGAGCAGUCACGAGAAGCCGCUGGAGGUGGAGCUGAGAGCAGCGAUGACCCUCCCCGACGCUUUGGCCAUGACGACCUGGACGCUUUGGAUCGAGGAGAAGAUCCAUUCGCUCAUGGGUACCUCGCCCGCUUUGGUGGCCACGCAGGUCUCUCCAGCAGUCUCAGAGCCCUCUCAGGCAUAGUCUCAGGCACCAAUAGCCGCCUUCGCAACAUUCUCGAGCAACUUCGAGCCAAAGAUGACCCGUCAGUCCAGCUCAUUGCCUUGCAAGAUCUAGCGGAGUUGCUCUUGGUCUCGAACGAAGACAACCUAGCAGGCCACUUCGCUCCUGAUCAAUACGUGAAAGAGCUGAUCGCGCUCAUGCAACCCAAUGAUUUCACCGGCGAGGAGAAUCCCGAGAUCAUGCUUCUUGCGUGCCGCUGCAUUGCCAACAUGAUGGAAGCGCUUCCGGCAUCGACUGCGAGCGUGGUCUACGGUGGUGCUGUUCCCAUUCUGUGUCAGAAGUUGCUCGAGAUUCACUACAUCGAUCUGGCAGAGCAGGCGCUUAGCACGCUCGAGAAGAUAUCAGUCGAGUUCCCUUCGUCUAUCGUCCGCGAAGGCGGCUUGACUGCCUGCCUCACGUACUUGGACUUCUUCGCCACCGGCACGCAGAGAACGGCGGUGACAACUGCUGCCAAUUGCUGCCGCAACAUACCGGAAGACUCCUUUCCAACUGUUCGAGAUGUGAUGCCGAUUCUGCUCAACACGCUCGCGAGCAGUGAUCAACGCGUGGUGGAGCAAGCAUCUCUGUGCGUCGCCCGAAUCGUCGACAGCUUCAAGUUCCAUGAGAGCAAGUUGGAGGAGCUCGUGAGCCCAGAGCUGCUCAAGGCAAUUCUUCGCCUGUUGCUUCCUGGCACCACCAAUAUGAUUGGACCGAACAUCCACACCCAGUUCCUGCGCGUCCUCUCUAUCACUUCGCGUGCCAGCCCGAGUCUCUCCGUAGAGCUCUUGAAGAUGAACGUCGUCGACACACUGUACCAGAUCCUAACAGGCGUAUCUCCGCCAGCAGGAAGCGACGGGGCCGCCUUGCAAAUUGACAAGAACGUUAUCAUGCAGUCGAUCAUUCGCACACCACGGGAGCAGAUUUUUGAGACAUUGAACGUCGUCUGUGAACUCCUGCCUACUGUGUCCCAAGACAGCCUCAACUUCCUGGAAGACCUGCAAGAUGCUGGGUACACUGGGCCUGAUCACAUUACCCUGUCAAUGCGUUCCAAGACAGCCUCGAACGAGAAGAGGAUCGAGCUGCUCAAGGACUGUCAUGAUCAAGUCAAGCGAUUCGCGAUUAUCCUAUUCCCCACGCUCAUGCAUGCAUACACCAGCACAGUCAACCUCAGCGUGCGUCAGAAGGUCCUUACGGCACAGUUGAAGAUGCUGUCGAACCUUGACACAAGCAUUCUCGAGGAAGCUCUUCGUGGAGUCACCUACGCAUCACACCUUGCCUCGAUCUUGUCACAGCAGGAGAAUCCCGGCUUGGUCACUUUUGCACUUCAGGCAGCCGAGCUGCUCCUGAAGCGCAUGGAGGCAGUGUAUCGCCCACAGUUCUAUCGCGAGGGCGUCAUGUCCGAAAUCGCGAAGCUCGCCGGCCGUCCAGUCAAGAUGGAAACAAUGACAGACGUGCCCGCAAAGGCUGCCAAUGAGGACACUAUUCCGCCACCUGAAGUUGACGAGCAAGAUGACGACGAGGAUCAGGAUGAAGAGAUCGACCCUAUCGAGGUUGAUGUUGAAGAAGAAGCCUCCGACGAAGACAACGAAGGCGAAGAUGACGACAACAAUGAAAACGAAGACGAUCAGCAUGAUGAGGACGUAGACGACGACGAUGAGCAUGAUGACGACGAAGAAGCCGAGAACGAGCAACACCAUUCUCAGGACUCCGAGCUGCCCUCGCCGAGACCGCGUCGCCUGAUGACUGCUCAAGACAUUGCUACCGUUCGGGCGAAGCGGUUCAUGGAAGCUCACGCCGAAGGAGGCAACGAGGAGAUGCGGACGAAGGCAACCGAAGUUCUCGGUGAAAUCAAGUCUCUUGCAGACCAAUUGAAGCAGUGCUACGACCCGGACAGCACCCGGAGCGGUGUGUCAUACUUCGAGAACCUGGCCAAAUACUUCGAUAACGACGCCCUUCACAGCAUUACCAGCUACGAGCUGAUGACAUCCGGUAUCGUGGAGGUUCUGCUGCACAUAUUCAAUUCCGAGGAUGUGGAGGCUGCGCGAAGUGCUCGAUCUGACUUCCUUGAGGUAUUCAUGGCGAGCUCGAACCAGGCUAAGAUUGCCACUGGAGAUGCCAAAUCGCCGGCUACUGCCUUCAGCGUUCUCAUUCAUAAGCUUCAAGAGCUCCUGAGCCGCGCGGAGCAUUUCGAGGUCCUCACCGUACAUCACAACGCCUUUGAGAGUAGUCGCGGCAGCGCAGCCUCCAUGCUCGCAAAGCAACUUCGUGUGAAGCUGAUUGCGGACGAAGAAUCCGGCAUCCCCCGGCCAUAUAGGAACAUCAUGGUCUCGAUACAAGCUAUUGCUACUUUCACCUCGCUCGCCGACUACCUUCGUCCGCGCAUCAAUCAUGUCGAGCGCCCGCGAGGUGCUCGCCGUGAAGGCAUUACGAGUGCAAUGGCAGCAUACGCAGCAGCUAUGGCCGGACGUAGCGACAGAAUCCCGCCUCCACCUUCAAUGCCAGGAAACCCGCCUGAUAGCUCGUUGCCAACGAGAAGCGCAGGCAAGAAGCCACCUAGAACCAAGUCGACAAAAGCGGAGCCCUCUGGUGGUGCGGAAGCUGAGUCGAGCAAGCCUGAGGGAUCAUCCAGCCGCCCGCUUCGCCGUUCGUCUAGGCGCCACUCUGCGCAAGCUUCCUCGGCGGCGGCACCUCCUGCGGAAUCUCCUCCCCAACCCGCUCCGGAGUUGUCCUCGCAAGACCAGGAUGAGCUCCAGGAAGCACUAGAAUGCGCGGAUGAGACCCAGAUCACUGACGAAGAUGAUGAUGUUGAUGCUGAUCUGGACGCACUGGUCGACGACUUAGAGGAAGGUGGUCUGGAGAGGAACGUGCCCGAUCCGUCAGCUGUGAACAUUGAGACUGGUGCUGGAAAGGUCACCGCUCGGACAGAAGAUGGUACGCGGGUUGCCACGCCUUCGCAAGGUGUACCAACCCCCACUGGUAGAGAUCGUAUAUCCGCAUCAUCUCGCCUUGCGGCGGCGCGCGAGCUGCUCAACACUCCGACAUCGUCCGCUCGCCCAAUGUCUUACGCGGGGGCAGUGGCGGCAACACCGGAGGACUGGCACAUCGAAUUCAGCGUCAACGGACAGCCUGUGUCGAGCGACACUACCAUCUACCGCGCCUGUCACUUCAACCAAGUCCGAGGCGAUGAAGUGACUGGCCGCAGCAUCUGGUCAGCAACCCACACCAUCAGCUUCAAGCGAGUGCAAGGGCCUCCGCCAAAAGAGCGAGAUACCCCAGCCGCACCGUCGCCAGUAGACGGUGUUACUGGUCUGCCACCUUCUCUCGACAAGCAUCCGGUGACCUCCAACAUACUCCGCCUCAUGAGUAUCCUUCACGAGCUGAACGCGAACCUGGAAGACGUCGUCGCUGAGCACAAGAACGCGUCCAGCGUCCACCUCAAUCCAGAGCCGCCAUCGCAGUUCGUCAACACCAAGCUUACCGCGAAGUUGAAUCGACAGUUGGAAGAACCUCUCAUCGUUGCAAGCCAGUGCCUGCCAAGCUGGAGCGAGGAUCUUGCUAGACUUUAUCCAUUCCUGUUCCCUUUCGAGACACGCCACCUAUUCUUGCAAUCAACAUCGUUCGGGUACUCCCGCUUGAUGUUUCGCUGGCAAGGUGAUCAGCAGCACGAUUCUCGACACCGUCACCGCGACGAGCGUCCAUUCUUGGGCAGGAUACAGCGCCAGAAGAUCCGCAUCUCCCGCAGUCGCAUCUUAGAGUCAGCCAUCAAGGUUAUGGAGCUUUAUGGCAGCUCUUCAAGCGUCUUGGAGGUGGAGUAUUUCGAGGAGGUCGGCACGGGCCUUGGACCGACUCUGGAAUUCUACUCGACUGUUUCGAAAGAGUUCUCCAAGAAGAAGACGAAGCUUUGGCGCGAGAACGAGUCCGCAGAUCGCGAUGAGUAUGCAUUCGGCAAGCGCGGUCUCUUCCCAGCUCCGAUGAGCGAGGAGAUGUCUCGCGACGAGAACGGCCAGCGAGUGCUGCAUCUUUUCAAGAUGCUGGGCAAGUUUGUCGCCCGCUCAAUGCUUGACUCGCGCAUCAUCGAUGUGUCCUUCAACCCGACCUUCUUCCGCAUAGGAGAUGGAUCUACCACGGUCACACCAUCUUUGGGCGCUGUCGCCACUGUUGAUCACGAUCUGGCCAACUCACUCAAGAUCCUGCGCAAGUAUGCCAAUGCCAAGCAGCGCAUCGAUGAAGACACGAAGCUGUCCCCAGCGCAGAAGGCCCAGAAAGCCGAGCACAUUCGCAUCAAUGACCUGAAGAUUGAUGAUCUUGCACUGGACUUCACGCUUCCGGGUUACCCGCACAUAGAACUUCAGCCACACGGUGCUAGCAUCGAUGUCACCAUCGACAACGUUGGUGCUUACGUCAAGAAGGUCAUCGAAUUCACUCUUGGCGCUGGUGUGCAGAAGCAACACGAAGCCUUCAGCGCAGGCUUCUCGCAGGUCUUCCCCUACUCGGCACUGAAGGCUUUCACGCCGGAUGAGCUCGUGAUGCUUUUCGGACGUGUGGAGGAGGACUGGAGGCUUGAGACUCUCAUGGACUCCAUCAAGGCAGAUCAUGGUUACAACCUGGACAGCAAGAGCGUCCGUAACUUGCUGCAGACCAUGUCCGAGCUGUCUCCACAAGCUCGACGUGACUUCUUGCAGUUCGUCACGGGCAGUCCAAAGCUGCCAAUCGGAGGUAUGUGUGGUCUUCGCCCUCUACUUGCAACCGCUCAAUGCUGACUAUUUUUGCAGGUUUCAAGUCGCUGACGCCCAUGUUCACCGUCGUCUGCAAGCCUGCCGAGCCACCCUACGCCUCGGACGACUAUCUUCCCAGCGUCAUGACUUGUGUCAACUAUCUCAAGAUGCCAGACUACAGCUCGCUGGAUGUCCUCAAGCAGAAGUUGAACGUCGCCAUCAAGGAAGGACAAGGAGCCUUCCAUCUUUCCUAA